GAUGUCAUCUGUCAUAUAAUAAAGAGGAGUAAAUAAUGUUGACAUUGUUAUUUAAUGUGUACAUUAAAUAAAGUAAAUAAACUGAAUUUUAAAUGCGAUAACUAGUAAAAAGUAUUUGAACUGUGUAAAUAAUACAACUUCCUACAUGGUUAGUAUAGUGAGAGAAAUAGCAGAAUUCAUUUAUUUAAAAAUGGGAUGCUGUUAUAGUUUUUUCUGUAGGGAUGAGUCGUCCUCUCAAUCAGGCGAACCCAACGAAAGGACCCAUCUGCUAGUAGAUCCAGUAUCAAACACAAAUAUUCAUAACAUAAGAGCAAAUAAUGAAGAUAUCUUAAGCAGAAAUUCAAAUAAUUUACCUAAAAAGACUGAUGAGCAAUCUGCCCUGAAUAGGAUACUACAAGAAACGGCUACAAAUGUAAUCGAUGUAGCUGCUCUAGAUUCACAUAAUUUGCAGCAGCAUGAGUAUUUAGAACGAAUGAAGAUUUACAAUGUUAAAGUGCAGCAAGUGCUUGCAGCCAAUAAACAACAAUAUAGUAAAAAAUGCAAUUGUAUUUUACAAGAUAUACCUAAUCCGGAUAAGGUGCUAAAUUCAGAAGCAAUCAGUACCGAUGAUUUAACGAUGAUAACAUCCGUAGUAAGCGCUGCAGCCAAUACCAUAAACAAUAUGAAAGUUGACCAUAAAGAAGACCUGGUUGUACCAUUCGGUUUAAAUUGUUGAAAAUAUCCACCAUAUUUAUAUUUAGUGGCAUUUUACAUAUUUUUAUAAUGAGAUUAUGUUAUAUUCAAAGUUUUAUCUAAAAAAAUUCAAAUAUUAUUGUACAGUGUGGCUCUACUACAGUUUUCUAUGUAUAAGUUGAACAAUUCGAUUUUGUAUAAGUGAUAAAUGGCUAUUUUCGUAAUUCGUAUUAUUUCGUUAUUGUAUUUAUUUUAAUCAAAUUUUUCCUACAAAUUCAACUAUUUUUAAUGAUAAAAAUGAUGAAAGAAAUUUUUUUUACAAUAGAAAAAUAAUUUUCCAAUGUGUCCAACUAUCGUAGUAAUUUAUUGUUGAUGAUCACAAGAUAUUCCUAUUGCGAAGUAUAAAAAAUAAUACUUAUAGUGAUAUGGCAACAUUGAAUAUAAUCUAAUUUUUGUCGAAAAAUUUACAUUUUGAAAAAAAAAUCAUAAUAAAAUUAUUUGUAUUUAAAAUAUUUGAAUAAUGAUUCCACUGUAGUUGAAAUUAUAAAUUUUUCUUGUUAAACAAAAAGAUGAUUUUUUUUAUUUAGCAGUGUAAUUUUGAUGAUUUUAUUUAAAAAAAAUCUGUCGACCUAAUUCUCUAACCAAAACUGAAUCUAGUAUCAGUUGUGCAGUCACUACAAACCACGAACUCAUAAAAAUCUUUCCGGUUACCUUCAUAGUGUGAACUAUGUAUCCUUCAUAAAUCAGGAAACAAAUAGCUGCCGACAAACUACAGAUCAAUAUCUCUAAUAUCAAAUUUGGCAAAAAUUUUUGAAAAAAUACAAAAAUUGUUAAGCAAAAAUAAUAUUUUAUCCAAGAAACGGUUUGGUUUUGUUAAAAAUAAAA
Diorhabda sublineata is the source of this 1557-nucleotide messenger RNA. It is a transcript of the gene Lamtor1, whose product is annotated as ragulator complex protein LAMTOR1. The transcript has 5 exons. Gene Ontology annotation, molecular function: molecular adaptor activity; guanyl-nucleotide exchange factor activity. The record is from RefSeq and is a predicted model, not a curated record. NCBI's taxonomy places the organism in Eukaryota, Metazoa, Arthropoda, Insecta, Coleoptera, Chrysomelidae. Gene Ontology annotation, biological process: positive regulation of TOR signaling; cellular response to amino acid stimulus; endosomal transport. Gene Ontology annotation, cellular component: membrane raft; Ragulator complex; lysosome. The coding region runs from base 146 to 715 and encodes 189 amino acids.